Molecule: messenger RNA, 636 nt
Organism: Fusarium venenatum
Lineage: Eukaryota; Fungi; Ascomycota; Sordariomycetes; Hypocreales; Nectriaceae
Product: thioredoxin
Cellular component (GO): cytosol
Molecular function (GO): protein-disulfide reductase activity
Source: RefSeq, a predicted model, not a curated record
AUGAGCGGCCCUAUUAGCAUCGGCUCCGAGUCUGAAUGGAGCAGUCUCCUCGCAGGCACCAAUGUUGUCAUCGCAGAUUUCUAUGCCGACUGGUGCGGCCCUUGCAAGAUGAUCGCGCCCACAUUCGACGCCCUCGCUAAAGAACACUCGAGUCCGAAAAAGGUGGCAUUCGCCAAGAUCAACGUCGAUAGCCAGUCCGGAAUUGCGCGAGCCCAGGGCGUUUCCGCCAUGCCUACCUUCAAGAUCUUCCAGAACGGCAGCUGUAUUGAGACUAUCAAGGGCGCAAACCCACCCGCGCUCACAGCGGCUAUCAAGAACGCUGUUAAGCUUGGAGGUCCUGUCACUGGCGAUGUGUUUAAGACGCCUGGUCGAACACUGGGUGGCGAUGCGCGAUCGGCUCCGUUGUCAAAGCAGUGGAACGUAAAGGGCAUCUUUAAUGCUUUAAUAACCUUCUUCGGACUGUAUUUUGUGUCAUUAUUUUCGUUUGAUGCCUACAAGUCAGCCGAGAAGAGUCCAUUUAACAUUCAUCGAAAACCAGCAUUUGGAAGCAGCAGUGGUUCUAGUCAGGGAGCUGGAGGUUCUAAAGCCCCUCCACGCUCUUCUUUUAAGACAUUGGCGGAUCUGGGUGGUGAUUAA